AGAAGGACAGUUCUGUGUAGCAUCAGACAUAUUCAGAUAUGCUAGUCUUGUCCAUCCUCCUCCUGAACCACAUGGUUCUGGUAAUACAUUAGUCUGAUGAGGCAUAACACUAGAAGAAAGGGGAAAAUGUACUGAGCUAGCCUCUAUUGGUAGACUACUGGUAAAAAGUAUCUCAGUUGGUUGGACAGUGGAGGAGCUGUCUGCUGAUUCACUGCUGGUUAAUACAGUCUCUGUUGGUUGAAUGCUGGAGGGAUUGACUAAAGAGGUAGAUCCAUUUAGCUUCUCCAUAUUACAAUACAUAUAUCUCCUUUCAUCUCCUUUGCUUACUAUAUUAUAAUAUCCUGAUGAACUCUCUGGCCAAUAAUUCUUAAUAUCCUCACAAGAUAAAGUAGCUGCCUGACAAGAGGAUGAUUCCUCAUCAUUAGCUAAUAUAAUAUACAGUACAGGUCAUUAUAAUGAAGAUAUUGUACUAAUGAUUACCUGAAGAUAUGUUAAAGCAGUGGAGUAGGACAAUACACAAGAGAACUGGUCUUAACAUUUUAAAGAAAGAAGGUAAAAAAACAAAUAACAGAAAAUGCUGAUAUAAAGGAAAGACUGCACGCCUCCACUUAAUAAUGCAAUAAUAAAAAUAGCUAUUACAGAUAUUGUUAUCACAAUAACACAAUUUCCUUCAUAUUAGUAUCAAUUAUAUAUGCUAAUGACAAAAGGAAAUGAGUUUCUUGGGAAAUACGUUGUAAGUAUAACAACAUGACCUGCUAGGACAACAAGAUAUCAGACUCAUAACUCUUACUGUAUAUUGGAGUACUGCAUGGGUAUGCAUAAUCAUAUGCAUAAUGUUAAAGCAGUGAAGUAGGACAAUACACAAGAGAACUGGUCUUAACAUUUUAAAGAGAGAAGAUAUCAACUAACUGAAUAUCGAUUAGUAUGAGCAGAUAGCUAUGUAGACGACACAAAUGUCAUUGAUGUAAUAUGACAUCAAGGAUUCUGCACUCAAUUAAUGUAGUGAACUUUGAGCUAUACUAUACAGUGGAAUGUUGUUUAAUGGAUUUUAUUAUUAUUACUAUUUUGUAUUUGUGUAUACUGAUUUAUGAUUUUAGCAUUUUCUAUUCAUCAAAUUACUGUAUAUUACGCCAUAUAUUUCGUGGGUAUAAAAUUUUGUGAUUUGGCUGCAUUUUUUUGUGAAUAAAGAUUUCGUGAUUUUAAUGUAAAUACCACACCUGCUAUAUAAUCAGCACGCUAUUUUGUAGAUCUCAGUUUCGUAAAUUUUUCCAGAAUGUAAAAAUUGUGAAAUUUAUUUCCCAUGAAAUAUAUGUAAUCAUUUGUAUUUAUUGUACCAAUCAUGACUGCUUUGCUGCAUUAUACAUAAGAUGCAUGUUUUGCAUGCUUACUUAAAGGAUUUUAAAAUGCAAUUUAUGAAUAAAAACAGUUAUGCUCACAUUAAUUUUUGAUUGAUUUCCACAAAUUUUAAUGUUCACUAUAGAAAAAUUUACUUCCUGUAUAGGGAGGAAUCCCUGCAAUUUGCAUCAUUUCAAAAAUGUGUGUGUGUUACUGUGUGACUGUGUGUGUGUUCAUAUUUACUAUUAUACAAGUUAUGUGUGUGUGGGUGCUUACUGAUAAGAAUUCUUUUCAAUGUCACUAUAUAAAUCAUGUUUAUUACUCUGAGUUUAGUAGUGUUACCACUUGGCACAGCUGUCAUGCUGUCUAUAGUAACUGCCUUAAGGCUCAUCAUUCUUUCUCUCCCUUUCCUGCACCUCUUUCCAGGGGCAAGGGCUGAAAAAUUGUGCUUGGAAAAGUCAAACAUUAAAAAUGAAAAUACAAGUCAAAUUGUUCUAUCUGUUGGGUGCAGUAAUGGUACAGCUAGUUUUGAUAUUGGACUAGGAGGAGAGUCUGCAUCUGAUUAUGGACACAUCCAACUUGACUACUAUUGUUAUCAUUUGAACAAUAUGAGUUUAUUUAGAAGUGAAAAUUUAAAAGCAAAUAUUCAAGUCUCAUCGAUACCUCGCCAGCUUGAAAGUGUAGAUGUGCAGGAGAAUUCUCUCUGUGUUUUUGUUUGUUGUGCAGAAAAUACCGAUGAAUAUGAGUGGUACUUUACAAAUGGCAAUGGAAGCACCUGCAGCAAUAAAGUUGACAUUGGUACAGCACCAGCUGCUACUUCUUCCAUUAUUGAAGAUUAUUCUACUACUGCGACAAAUAAUGAAUGGAUUGCAAUCACAGAAUCCGUCACACUAUCUUCUUCGUUUGGUACUACUGCAGAAUUGAGUUCGAGUUCAUUUUCAUCAGACUAUUUUACUACCACCACAAAUAAUGAAUGGACUGCAAUAACAGAGUCAACAACACUGUCUAGUACUACUUCCAGCAGUGUAGGUCAAAUUCCAUUCUCAAGCAAUGUUAGUGAAGUGGGUGAUGUUAGUGAAGUGACUGAUACUAGUGUAUUUUUAACUACUAGUGAUAUAGGCUCUAGUGUAACUAGUAGUUCUUCUGAUGUAUUUCCAAGCAAUAGUUCAGUAGAUACUACUAGUACAACAACUGAUUUUGGAGAUUUUUUUUUAAUCAUUCUAAUUAGCAGUGGCAUUUUUUCAUUUGUCCUAAUUCUUAUUUUGUCAUUAUUGGCAAUACUGUGGUAUUUGAGAAAACAAACUUCAUUGAAAUCCAAAUUUAAUCAAGAUCUAAUAAUUGGAAUGGAUCACCUUUUGAAACUCCCAGAGGAACACUUGAAAUCAACUCCUUCCACAUACACUAUAUGUACUGAUCCAAUAGUCUGUGCUGCUAGCCACAAUACUGACAUGAAACAAAUUAGAGCUAUUCCUGCAUCUCAUGAACUCUAUGUAGCAUGCAAUAAAUCAAUUGGGACUGGAAUAAACAAUAAUGGAUUGCUGGAGGUAUUGGAAAAAGAUACAUCAUAUGAUCUACAGCAUAUCCAUGAUGUUUUAUCCUCAAGAAUGCCAAGAGAUGAAAGACAAACUGGUAAUUGUUUUAAGCAGGACUUGUUGUCUCAAAGACCAGACAUUACCAAUCCUCCUUCAGUCUAUAAUGAAAUUGGUUACAUUACUGUUUAACAGACUUAAUAAUCUUUUCCCAUAGUUUGUUUGUGUUAUUAUAGCACAGUAGUCUCUAACAUCUAUGAUUAUAG
Messenger RNA from Amphimedon queenslandica, 3130 nucleotides. RefSeq lists its product as uncharacterized. The transcript is spliced from 11 exons. The coding region runs from base 1647 to 3056 and encodes 469 amino acids. NCBI's taxonomy places the organism in Eukaryota, Metazoa, Porifera, Demospongiae, Haplosclerida, Niphatidae. The record is from RefSeq and is a predicted model, not a curated record.